Lottia gigantea (owl limpet) is the source of this 1452-nucleotide messenger RNA. RefSeq lists its product as hypothetical. Gene Ontology annotation, molecular function: L-amino acid transmembrane transporter activity. Gene Ontology annotation, cellular component: membrane. Lineage: Eukaryota; Metazoa; Mollusca; Gastropoda; Lottiidae. The record is from RefSeq and is a predicted model, not a curated record. The coding region runs from base 1 to 1452 and encodes 483 amino acids. Gene Ontology annotation, biological process: amino acid transmembrane transport. The transcript is spliced from 11 exons.
AUGGAUAAGUUUGUAGACGAGAAACAGCCGAAUGGUGAUAUGAAACUGAAGAAGAAUGUUGGUCUAUUCAGUGGAAUAGCCUUGGUGGUCGGGACCAUGAUAGGUUCGGGAGUGUUUGUGUCACCACGAGGGGUGUUAGCCGGAGCCGGAUCUGUGGCUAUGAGUUUGGUAUUAUGGGCAUUAUGUGGGUUGUUGGCGCUUAUGGGUGCCCUGUCGUAUGCUGAACUUGGAUCAGCCAUUCCUCUGUCGGGAGCAGAACACUCUUAUCUCAUGUUCACCUUCCAACCGAUGAAUAAGUGUUGGGGUCCAGUGCCGGCGUUCCUGUACGACUGGGUGGGCGUGUUUAUACUCCGACCCACCAUGUUCGCCAUCUUGUGUCUCAGUUUAACGACGUAUCUGAUUCAACCGUUUUAUGGUGAUUGUGAAGCUGAUGAGUCUAUCAAGAAGAUCAUGGCUAUGGUUUUUAUGAUAUUUGUCGCCGCUAUAAAUUGUUACAGUGUCAAACUGGCUACAAGAUUACAGAACUGGUUAACCGCGAGUAAAUUGAUAGCUAUAGGCGUGAUCACUGUAGGCGGUUUUUAUAUGAUGGCCACAGGUCAUACGAAGUAUAUCUCAGAAGGCUUUGAGGGAACGGAAGAAACCGAACCAGCGGCGUUAGCUUUAGCUUUUUAUAAUGGUCUUUGGGCGUAUGAUGGCUGGAACAAUCUAAAUUUUGUUACAGAAGAACUUGAAAAUCCAACCCGAAAUCUACCACUAGCUCUAGGAUUUGGUAUACCAUUAACCACUAUAUGUUAUCUAUUUGUGAAUAUCGGGUAUUUUUCUGUCAUCUCUAAAGAAGAAAUGGUACUAUCAGAUGCUGUGGCCAUGGUUUGGGGGCAGAAGGUACUAGGUGUAAUGGCCUGGAUUAUGCCAGUGUUUGUGGUAUUGUCUUGUCUCGGAGCUGCUAAUGGUAUUCUAUUCGCCAGUGGUAGACUAAGUCUGGUGGCCGCUCGAGAUGGUCAUCUAGCUAAUGUGUUAUCUUUUAUACAUAUAAAAAAAUGCACUCCAUUACCGUCUCUUAUAUUUACUACCGUGAUAGGAUUCCUGAUGUUACUGCCAGGAAAUCUUGGAGAAUUGAUUGGGUUCUUUGGGUUUGUUGCUUGGAUAUUCUAUGGUAUGACGGCAGCUUCUCUCUUGGUUCUCAGAUAUACUAAACCAGAUCUAGAACGACCAUAUAAGGUGCCGAUAAUCAUUCCAAUAAUAGUGCUUCUAGCCUCGAUCUAUCUAGUAAUAGCCCCGAUUGUCACAUCACCAAGAAUGGAGUACCUCUAUGUUGUGAUAUUUAUGUUCAGUGGACUAUUUUUCUACUUUCCCUUUGUUUAUUAUAAAUAUUCUUUUAAAAUAUUUGGUGAUAUAACAAAGUUUCUACAGAAGAUAUUUUUGAUAGCCUCACCUGAAUCUCACCACGAUUGA